GCGGCAGUCAAAAGUUAUGCCGGGCUGUAUGUGUCAAAAGCCGCGUACACAUCGCUUUUUUCACGUUCUUGUUUUACAAAAUAUUGUAGAUUUUAAGUGAAGCGUCCCACUUGAAAAUAGUGAAAAAUUGAAGAAUAGUGACUAUUCUUUUUGAAGAUAUUCAUAUUCCGUGGGAGUUGCAUCGAUUGAUUGCUGAAAAUGGCCUCCGCUGAGAAUACAGUGAACAAAGCCGCAGACAACGGCAAAAAGUUGAACGUUGGCAACUUGCCAGCCGAUGUGACAGAAGAUGAACUAAGGGAACAUUUCAAGGACUUUACUGUGGAAAAUGUUGAGAUCUUCCACUAUCUGAAGUACACGUUGGCGCUGCUAUUGUUCAAGGACAAAGACACGGCAACGAAAGCUCUCAAGGAUAAGGAAGGUUCUCUAUUCCGUAACCGUCGCUUACGGAUGCAUAUUGAAUACAUCGCCAUCUGGAACAUCAAGAAGAAUGUCUUUGUUACGGUUGUCGAUGAUGACACAACCGAAGAACAAGUUUAUGAUAAAUAUAAGGAUGCAACCGAAAUUACCGGAGUGCUGGUAUUCCACCCAUUGGCUUACGUUUCCUGCAAGACGCAGGAACAAAAGGAAGCUGUCAUCAAGGAGCUCAAUACAGAGGAGGUUACUGUAUACGACGUCACCGGUCAUGAUCAAAAUCAUCACAUUGAAAUCUGGCGUGCUGCCAAGCUGUUCUUCCGCAAUAUGAACCGUGUAUCAUUGAUCAAUCUUCCGGAGAGCUGGGUCUCCAACCAGGAGGAACUGAAGAAGGCCGUCGCCGACACCGGCAACAUGACCGAGGUUAAGGUUAUCAACAAUAGUCAUGGCGCCGUGGCUCAGCUUUUCUACGAAAACGAAGAAACGGCCCGGAAGGCGGCUUUGGAACUCAAUCAGAAAAUUUUCGACGGCAAACGUAUCCACGCCCUGCACGUCACAGCGGCCCUCAUUCCAAACUACGAGACGAGCGUGUAUCUCACUUCGUUAGAAAAAGCCACUUCCGAGGAGACUAUUUACGAUCAUUUCAAACAAUUUGGAGAAAUUGAAUUUGUCAGCCGCCGUAAGUGCGCCGAUGAGCAUGCCGUAAUUUGCUUCAAGGAUGCCAGCGCGGUUGAAAAAGCUCUGGAUUGCAAAGCACUUCCAAUCCCGAAGGCGGACAGCGACAAGGCCGAAGAUAGAACUAUUUCCGUUAAGAAAUACAACGGACCUUUGAUCAUCGAUCUUAAACCCUCGCAUGUGAAAAAGCUUCUGGAAGAUGGCGAGGAAUCAAAAAUGCGCCCACCGCCACUACCGCUGGCUAAGUUGUGGCCAAUUUAUGUAUCCAAUCUUCCGUACACCGCCGACAAGCGGGACAUGAGAGACUAUUUCUCCAGUGUGGGAGGCCACAUUAAGUUCAUCUUUUCUCCGAAUAUCCCAGCCUACAAGACCAGCCAAACGUCCAUGGUAAUGGCUGCGCUGAUUUAUUAUGCACGUCGCGAGCAAGCCACCGACGCUAUCAAGGCAUUUAAUGGCAAACACUUCCAAAACCGUUGUCUUCACGUGUUCCCAGGACGCAAGGACACUUAUUUCAAUCCGGAGACAUCGGUUCGGCUAGUUCGAUUAACAAUUGGUGUCACUGAGGAAAAGCUUUUUGAGAAGUUCCGCAAAUUUGGCUUUAUCGAGUGUGUGGUCAAGCGUAAUCGCAACACCGCCCUCAUCGAGUUCCGCGACAAGGAGAUCUGUGACAAAGUCCUCCAGCUUCCCGAUAGCGAGAAGCCCGUUCGCUGUGGCAUCGAACCAUUGACCGCCAAGGUCAAUCGUAAAAUCUUCAAGGAAAAUGAUGAAAAGAUUUCCCUUGCCAUGCAGGAAAUCAUUGACAAGAAUCCGGCUGUUCUGGAGAAUGUACAAUCGACCAGAUUCAGCGGCCCGCCACCACUGAAGCGUGGACGUUUCAAUGGACCGGAUCCAAAUUUUGGUGGCAACCGCGGUGACUUUAACAACGGAAACGACUUCAGCAAUCCUCAAGUCAUCCAAGAUCUGCUCCGUUUGGCAUUCAUCUCCGGCAAGAACCUGGGCGAGGGCAUCGCCAGCGGAAACAAUAACCCAUUCAACAGUUCAGACUCGCCCCUUUCCGGAUUGAACUUGGCCAACGGGUUCAGUGGUCGCAACUUUGGCGGUGGUUCGAAUAACUUUGGAAACAACCUCGGCAACCGGAACAAUUUUGGAAAUAACCAAAAUAAUUCCGGCAACAGAAAUUUCGUCGGAAAUCAGCAGCAGAACCGAAACAAUACCGGUAACAACGGUUUCGGCGGCGGUGGUGGCAAUCAGAACAAGUUUGGCAAUGCAAACAACCAACAGCAGCAGAACCGCAACCAGAACCAAAACCGCCCGUUGGGGAAUAGACGCUUUUAGAGAGGGGGUCGUCCGUAAACCGUAGAACAACGGCACGCGGGGGCAGCUUCCCAACUCUGUUGUUUCCGAAUGCGACUUCGAUACGGAUGGUCAUUUCGUAGAGCAAAAUCGCUUUCCCCGACUUUUUCCAGCGAGCAGAAAAAUUAUUUAAAACUACAUUGUGUGACCGUAUUUGAAAAUCAUGAUUAAGGACGAAAGAGGCAAUUUGCAUACAUACAAUUUGAUUGAUGACGAUGAAGAUAUAUAAACCACAUUUUCAAUGAUGAUGAUGAUGAUACAAAAUAUUCUUACUUUUACGAUUUAAUGGAUUUUAGACGAUCUUGAUUUGAUAUGUGUAUGAUGAUUAUAGAAUAUACAACAAAGCGUAUUGUAUUUCCACAAAUUGGUAGUUUCAUAAUUGUAAUUACACUUAAGAUUUGAUUUUAUUUAA
This is a messenger RNA of Armigeres subalbatus, 2851 nucleotides long. RefSeq lists its product as uncharacterized. Lineage: Eukaryota; Metazoa; Arthropoda; Insecta; Diptera; Culicidae. The record is from RefSeq and is a predicted model, not a curated record. Gene Ontology annotation, molecular function: RNA binding. Gene Ontology annotation, biological process: regulation of DNA-templated transcription. The transcript has 7 exons. Gene Ontology annotation, cellular component: nucleus. The coding region runs from base 199 to 2421 and encodes 740 amino acids.